Messenger RNA from Equus quagga, 2925 nucleotides. It is a transcript of the gene AP1AR, whose product is annotated as adaptor related protein complex 1 associated regulatory protein. Bases 378 to 1286 code for a protein of 302 amino acids. Gene Ontology annotation, molecular function: AP-1 adaptor complex binding. The record is from RefSeq and is a predicted model, not a curated record. Gene Ontology annotation, biological process: negative regulation of substrate adhesion-dependent cell spreading; regulation of Arp2/3 complex-mediated actin nucleation; negative regulation of cell motility. The transcript has 10 exons. Lineage: Eukaryota; Metazoa; Chordata; Mammalia; Perissodactyla; Equidae.
UGCGCGGGAGGGCGGGGCCUGUGCGCGCCACCUGCGGGGACUGGCCUCCUCCGGCGGCUGGAGGCGGUCACUGGCGUCGGGCUGAGCGGCUGAGGCGAGCUAGGGGCCAUGCGGGCGGCGAGGGAGUCGGGAGUCCGCAGCCCGGCGCGCUUCCGUCGCGCGGCGGCGACCCUGCGGCCUCUGGAGUAACCACUGCCUUUGUUCCGACGCCGGUCCCUCCCGGCGCCCCAGCCUCACGCCGCCGCGCUCCGGCCGGCCCGCCCUCGGUGCCCGAAGCCCCCUUUGGCUCGUGCCGCGCGGAUGCGGCUGCCGGGCCUGGGGCCUGGGCUCGGAGCGGGAGGAGAGGAGGGGGAGCGGCGGCCCCCGGGCGGCAUGCGAUGGGGAACUGCUGCUGGACGCAGUGCUUCGGGCUGCUCCGCAAGGAAGCGGGGCGGCUGCAGCGUGUGGCAGGCGGCGGCGGAUCCAGGUAUUUUAGAACAUGCUCAAGAGGUGAGCACUUAACCAUAGAGUUUGAGAAUCUAGUAGAAAGUGAUGAGGGGGAAAGCCCAGGAAGCAGUCAUAGGCCUCUUACUGAGGAAGAAAUUGUUGACCUGAGAGAGAGGCAUUAUGAUUCUAUUGCUGAAAAACAGAAAGAUCUUGAUAUGAAAAUUCAAAAAGAGUUAGCCUUACAAGAGGAGAAGUUAAGACUAGAAGAAGAAGCUUUAUACGCUGCACAGCGUGAAGCAGCCAGGGCAGCAAAGCAGCGAAAGCUCUUGGAGCAAGAAAGGCAGAGAGUUGUGCAGCGAUACCACCCUUCAAGCAAUGGAGACUAUCAAAGUUCGGGACCAGAAGACGACUUUGAAUCUUGUUUGAGAAAUAUAAAGUCACAGUACGAAGUUUUUCGAAGUAGUAGACUUUCAUCAGAUGCUACAGUUUUGACACCAAAUACAGAAAGCAGUUGUGAUUUGAUGACCAAAACUAAAUCAACUAGUGGAAAUGAUGACAGCACAUCCUUAGAUCUAGAGUGGGAAGAUGAAGAAGGAAUGAAUCGAAUGCUUCCAAUGAGAGAACGUUCCAAAACAGAGGAAGACAUUCUCCGGGCAGCACUGAAAUCCAGCAGCAAGAGGACCGGAAGUAAUCCGACGUCAGCCUCCGAGGACUCCAACGGCCUAGAGUGGGAGAAUGAUUUUGUUAGUGCUGAAAUGGAUGAUAAUGGCAAUUCUGAGUAUUCUGGAUUUGUAAAUCCUGUAUUAGAACUGUCUGAUUCUUGCAUAAAGCAAUCUGAUGCAGAUCAACAGAAACGAUAGAGUAAAAUUGUGUGACCCUGUCCGUCGUUAUGACCAAAUGUUAAAAACCAACUAGAAUGUAUAAAUGGUUGUGCUGAGCCUUCUUGUAAGACGGAGGUGAGAAACUGUGUUGUCUGUGCGCAUUAGAAAGGGAUGGGGAUGGCAGGCUGGUCAGAAUUGCUACAGAAUCAAGUGCAAUUGCUUCAUCUGCCUUCUGCUUUUCAAAACAAUUUAAUGGUUCUGUCAUGUUAGCAAUUAAAUUUAUUUUAACUUUUCUUUAUAUCAUUCCUGUUUACUGUUUGUAGUUUUCACUUUUUAAAAAGUUUUAUUGAUUUUACUUUGAAUGCUUUCUUAAGCCUAUUUCAGCAGCUAACUGUAAAAAUAUUAAGGCUGUUUGUGUUAAUUCUCAGCAGAUGUGAAGGGAGCAUGAGGGACUGCCAGCUUCAGAUUGAGAAUAGUGUUCCCUUUUCCAGCAUUAUUUAUUCCUGUGACUUAUUUAAAUUUUAUUAUCUAGAAGUAAGCACAAAGAUGACCCUAAAGAAAUGCUGAAGUAUCCGUUUCUUUCUGCACUUACUGCAUAUCCUAUUAUAAUAAUGUUGAUUCAGUCUGAACAAAGGAUAGGAUAUGUUAAAAAAGUGUUCAGUUUGGAUAUUUAAAGUUGGUAAUCAAAAAUAAUAUUUAAGAAAAUAUAUAUACUUAGGUUUUUCACUUCCUUUUACAUGCCACUAUAAAUAUGAAUAUUGACUUUGUUAAUUGAAAUACCAAAUUUCUAGCUGUCAUUUUUUUUUAAUUCUAUAUUUCCAAUCAAUGGUCUAAGGAAGAUUUUACACAGAACAUAUUCUCUGUGCAUGAUUUAUUAAGAAAGGAAAACCUAAAAAGGUAAUACGGGUAUUUCAAAGUAAAUAAAAUCCUUUCUGGUAUGAAAGGAUCCAUUGAUUUUGUUAAGCUUUCCUUUGCCUUGUAAUACAAGGUGCUUUAAUGGGAUGGAACUAAGUAUAUCAAUAUAUAUAACUGCAUUUUGUGAUAGACCAUUAACUCUUCUUUUCUCUAAAUUUUACAUAUUAAUGUAAAAGGCCAAGGACACAAGACACUCCCUAAUUGCUUGUCUUGAUUUUGCUGGGGAUUGAGUAUGAUUUUAGUAGCAAACUGUUUUUCAACUUUUCCUUAGUGUUUUUUUCUUUUCUUUUUCUUGCAGCAAUGACAGUGCAUGUUCUCAAAAACAUAGGAAGGUCCAGAUAUAAAUAGAAAUGUAAAGUUCUUGCUGUACUUAAAAAAAAAAUCAUGUGGCCCUUUCAAAAUUUGAACUACUAGGCAAUGACAGCUGUAGUUUCAUUUCCUUUUUUAUCUCGUAGAAAUAAAUAUGACACUUUAAAUAUGUAAAUAUAUAUGUAAUGCUAUUAUUUCUGUCUCCUGACAUAAUUUAAAUUGUAGCUGUGUCAUUGGAAAUAUUUUAAAGGUAAUCUAUAUUCACAUUGCCUGUGUUAUGCUUUUUAAAGUUUGUAUACAUCAGAUGUAUAUUUUUGGUUUGGCAUAAGCUAUGAUUGUAAUUUUUCUUGGCAUUUUGUUCAUAAAGAAUUUUUUGAAGGAAUGGUAACUUCUCAAGGAUUGUGAAUAAACACAUUUUUACAUUUAAAAAUAAUAAAUUAUUUGAUUAUUACUA